AAGCCGGACGAGGGGUGGUCCGCGAUGUUUUAAUUCAUUCCAGAACAUGGUAUACCCCCGGGCAGCUUGCCCCCUGCCAGCUCCACCAUGCCGUCCAGAUUCUCUAUAUAAGCUCGAAACUUCCCUCUCCUCUGGUCUGGUCAUCAGACUAUCACAUUCAUUCUUUACAAUUCACCUCUGUCAUUCUUUCCACCCCUUCAUUCUUUAAUUUUCUUACCUCUUCGUUUCUGCUUUCUACAACAUGAAGUACGGGUCACUUCUUGCGGCUGCUGCCGCAGCCUUUGCGAGCACCGUCAGCGCCGUCGGGGUCGUUGGCGCUGCCGAGGGUUUCGCCCACGGCGUGACGGGAGGAGGCAGCGCCUCUCCUGUCUACCCCACCACCACCGCUGAGCUGGUCUCCUACCUGGGUGACAGCGAGGCCCGCGUCAUCAUCCUGGACAGAACCUUCGACUUCACUGGUACCGAGGGUACCGAGACCACCAGUGGUUGCGCUCCCUGGGGAACUGCUUCCCAAUGCCAGCAGGCUAUCAACCUGCACAACUGGUGUGACAACUACGAGGCCAGCGCUCCCAAGGUGACUGUCACCUACGACAAGGCCGGUAUCCUCCCCAUCACCGUCAACUCCAACAAGAGUAUCGUUGGUGUGGGCUCCAAGGGUGUCAUCAAGGGUAAGGGUCUCCGCGUCGUGAGCGGUGCCAAGAACGUCAUCAUCCAGAACAUUGCCGUCACCGAUAUCAACCCCAAGUACGUCUGGGGUGGUGAUGCCAUCACCGUCGAUGACUCCGACUUGGUCUGGAUCGACCACGUCACCACUGCCCGCAUUGGCCGUCAGCACAUCGUCCUCGGAACUGACGCUGAUAACCGUGUCACCAUCUCUUACUCUCUCAUCGAUGGUCGCUCUGACUACUCUGCUACCUGCAACGGCCACCACUACUGGGGUGUCUACCUUGAUGGUAACAACGACAUGGUGACCAUGAAGGGCAACUACUUCUACUACCUCAGUGGCCGUAUGCCCAAGGUCCAGACCAACACUCUUCUCCACGCUGUCAACAACCUCUUCCACAACAUCGAGGGCCACGCAUUUGAGAUUGGCACUGGCGGCUACGUCCUCGCCGAGGGUAACGUCUUCCAGGAUGUCGACACCGUGGUCGAGGCCCCCAUGAGCGGCCAGCUCUUCAGCUCUCCCGACUCCACCACCAACGCUCAGUGCAAGUCCGUCUUUGGCCGCUCCUGCCAGCUCAACGCCUUCGGCAACUCUGGCUCGAUGUCCGGAUCCGACACCAGCAUCAUCAGCAGGUUCUCUGGCAAGACCAUUGCCACUGCUCACCCCCCUACCAACAUCGCCCAGUGGACCAUGAACAACGCCGGUCAGGGCAAAUAAGCGCACACUCUGAUCUCAGAGGGUGUCUGCGUAUGGUUCUGAGAACAGUGCUCACUUUUGUACAUAAGUAGCUGUUGUUCUCUGUCUCGUCGAUGCCAGUCAUCGAAAAUACUCCGGGGCACAAAUAUGCAAAUAUACUACAUUAGAGAACACUAUAUAUCUGACUCUAGAAGGC
This is a messenger RNA of Aspergillus sclerotioniger CBS 115572, 1556 nucleotides long. Its product is annotated as polysaccharide lyase family 1 protein. The transcript has 5 exons. The record is from RefSeq and is a predicted model, not a curated record. Lineage: Eukaryota; Fungi; Ascomycota; Eurotiomycetes; Eurotiales; Aspergillaceae. The coding region runs from base 242 to 1381 and encodes 379 amino acids. Gene Ontology annotation, molecular function: pectate lyase activity.